Molecule: messenger RNA, 2955 nt
Organism: Monodelphis domestica (gray short-tailed opossum)
Lineage: Eukaryota; Metazoa; Chordata; Mammalia; Didelphimorphia; Didelphidae
Gene: MVK
Product: mevalonate kinase
Biological process (GO): isoprenoid biosynthetic process; cholesterol biosynthetic process; isopentenyl diphosphate biosynthetic process, mevalonate pathway
Cellular component (GO): cytosol; cytoplasm
Molecular function (GO): ATP binding; mevalonate kinase activity
Source: RefSeq, a predicted model, not a curated record
AUACGAUCCUCACUUCUAUUGGGUUCAAUGAUAGCCAAUCGACAAAGGGUCCCUCCGGCUUGAAGGGCCAAUUGGCUGAGAUUUGGGGCGGAGCCUCACUGGUUAGUGUCUGUCUGGGAUGGAGCGGUGUAGGAGCUGUCCCAGCUCGGACACCUACAAGCAGUGGUGGCGGCUGAUGCUGAGACAGGCGUCCGAGGACUGGGAACAGCCUGGGCCUGCCACCUCACUGACUGUGAGCAACCUCACCUUGCCAAGAGGUCGGAGACGCAGGUCCUGAAGCGUCCUUGUCUGGAGAGAAGCUCGAGGAACCCCCUGAGCCUUGAACCCUGUUCUAGCCUCCUGGGUGAAAGUGACCAGCUAUAGCCGCAGCCACAACAAUCCCAACAGCUGCCGACACCCGAGUAGCACUUUGCUGCUAUUUACAAAGCUUCACUUACGUGAGACUAGCUCAACAUGCUGCCUGAAACUUUGCUGGUAUCAGCACCUGGAAAGGUCAUCCUUCAUGGGGAGCAUGCUGUGGUCCAUGGCAAGGUAGCAUUGGCUGAAGCCUUGAACUUGAGAACAUUCCUACGGAUGAGGCCUCACAAAGAUGGGAAGGUGCGACUCGUCUUGCCAAACUUGGAGACCAGUAGGGAAUGGGAUGUUUCCAAGCUCCAGCUGCUGCAUGCAUCCUUCCUAGACUCGGGGGAGCCGACAGCUCCGACCACAGAGCAGGUGGAGAAGCUCAAGGCGUUUGCAGGCUUCAUGACGGGCUCCUCCGAGCGGGAGUGCCUGGCCGUGUUGGCGUUCCUUUAUUUAUAUUUAUUUAUUUGCAGGAAACACAGGCCCUUACCCAGCAUGGACAUUGUGGUGUGGUCCGAGCUGCCCACUGGGGCAGGGCUAGGCUCCAGUGCCGCUUACUCAGUCUGCCUGGCAGCUGCUCUGCUGGCUUCCUGUGAGGAGAUCAUGAAUCGCCUUAAGGAAGGUGCCACCAGUGCCCGGUGGAAUGAGGAUGAACUGAAUUUGAUCAACAGAUGGGCGUUUCUGGGAGAGAAAGUCAUUCAUGGGAACCCUUCUGGUGUGGAUAACUCCGUCAGUACUUGGGGAGGAGCCCUUCGAUUCCAGAAAGGGAACAUUUCGUCUUUACAGAGGAUCCCGGUCUUGAAGAUCCUCCUGACCAACACCAAAGUCCCCCGGAGCACCAAGGCCCUGGUGGCAAGCGUCAAGGACAGGCUGGCCAAGUUCCCAGAGAUCAUGAACCCAUUACUGGUUUCGAUCGAUGCUAUUUCCCAGGAGUGUGAGCGUGUGCUGGGCGUGAUGGCGGCGACCCCGACCCCUGAGCAGUACAUGGUGUUGGAAGAGCUCAUCGACAUGAACCAGCAUCACCUCAAUGCCAUUGGAGUGGGCCACUCCUCCUUGGACAGGCUGUGCCAGGUGACGGCGGCCCAUGGGCUACACAGCAAGCUGACUGGAGCGGGUGGCGGGGGCUGCGGCUUCACUCUGCUCAGACCAGGUCUGGACCAGUCUGUGGUGGAGGCCAUUAAACAGGCCCUGACCAGCUGUGGGUUUGAGUGCUGGGAAACCACCAUCGGGGGUCCGGGAGUCUCCCUCCACUCCGAGGCUUCCCUAAAGGCCAACGUGCUGCAGGCUUUGAACAGCCUCUGAGAUGAUGCUCCUCGAGUUUCUGUCACAGUGGCUUCCUGGGCUCGCCAUCCACCGCAGGAGAUACCGGCAGCUGUGAAUGGAAUUCCUCCCCUUUUGUCGUGGCAGCUUUAGAGCCGGAGAUGGACAUGUCAGAGUGGCAUCCAGCGGUCACCGUGCCUUCUUCUGGCAUCCUGAUGCCCAGAGACCCUGGCUCUUUCCUUCACGCCUUGGUCCCUAAAACCUACCCUAGUCCCAUGUUGGCGAGCCUGUGGCACACGUACCAGAGGAGGCUGCUCCCCUCUCCCUCUCCACGCACCUGAGGACAUUUCUCCCAUCACCUGCCCCUCUCUCCUGGAAUCCUGUGGUGUCACCAUCCCAGCUCCUCACUUGAUGCUGCACGUGCAGCUGCUGGGGAGCUAGUGGUUAGCGUACCAGGUCAGGAGAUAAGACGUCCUGGGUUCAAAUUUGGCCUCAGGCACUUCUUAGCUGAGUGACCCUGGGCAGGUCACUUAACCCCCAUUCUAGCCCUUACUGCUCUUCUGUCUUGAAACUGAUACACAGUAUUGAUUCUAAGAUGGAAGGUGAGGGUUAAAAAAAAAUCAUACUUAACUGUAGAGUCCUUGAGCAAGGCAGGAACUAGCUCUCAUUUUCAAAUUCCCUUCAGCAACCUGGCACAGUAAUAAACACCUCGUAGGCCAUCUAGGACAGUUUGAACAAAUGAAGACUGUGUCCUUCGGGGUACUUGGCCAUAUUGGUCCAAAAGAGACCAUUCUCCCCCCAAGAUCCAGCUGGUAGGAAAUGUGAGACUCCCUGCACUAACCCCAAACUCACUGCCUAAGGUGCAGGGAGGAUUUUGUGCCCAGCAAGUUCUACAGAGUCUGGACUGAUUUAGCAGUGGGAAGGGGGGAGCUGGGAGUUGUUCCAUCCUCAACUCUGGAAAUGAGCAGGGAGGAUGGAGGUGGAGGGCCGGGACACCCUGAGUCGACAGACGGAAUAGCCAGGUGGAGGGAAGACUUGCAGUACUAACGGAUGAAAGGUAACCGAUCUUGUAAUCAUAGUCUUUAAGUGUAGUGAUAUAUGCUGAAUAAAUGAAGAGCUGUAUACAGAGUGCAUUGAGCUAUAAACCCAGGAGUAGGGGAAACGAAAGCCUGAAGGGAUUUGUCACCCCACCCUCCCGGGAGCCUUUUGGCUGACUGUCACAUCCACACAGGAAUGAUGAAAAGCACUAGAGAUAAAAAGGGAACAAACGCCUUUAUUGCAAUGGAAAGAAAUGUUUAAAAAACAAAAAACCUUUUCAUAGUAAAUAUAUUUUUAAUGUGAUUUUGUGUAAAA